AUGCGUUCACGAGCCCUUUCGCCAAUCACUUCCGCUAAAGCACAGCUCCGAAAAGAGAUUGGAUAUCAAUUGGGAUUGAUUGAAGAGGAGGAAAUCGAAAAACAAAGCUGGACCGUUCAACGAACGCUCAUCGAAUCACGUCAAUUUCAAGCAGCUCAAAGAAUAUCCGUUUAUGUGAAUACAAAGGCCGAGAUUCUCACUGAUCGAAUCAUUCACGAAUGUCUCCGCUUAGGAAAAGAGCUUUUCAUUCCACAUUUUCGUCGAAAAGAUCCUCGAAUGCGAAUGCUGAGACUGAAUGGAUUAAACGAGUUUGAGAAUCUUGACUCAACCCUUUGGAACAUACGUCAACAUUCACAAGACACAGAAGCUGAAGAAUAUGUGGGAACUGGUGCUUUGGAUUUAAUCGUGAUGCCUGGAGUAGCGUUCACGAGAAAUGGAGAUCGUUUGGGACAUGGAAUGGGUUACUAUGAUAAAAUGCUUGCCGAACACGAGGAUCUCUUUGGGAAACAACCGAUGAAAGUGGCGCUGGCUUUGAAUGAACAGAUUAUCCCAAAUGUUCCUCUUCAUCCAACUGACAUCUCUAUUGAUUCAAUUCUAUUUGAAGAGGAAUUGUCGAAGAAAGAAAUGACGAUGAGAAUUGGAAGAAGGGAUUCACAUCAAUCA
This is a messenger RNA of Mesorhabditis belari, 663 nucleotides long. NCBI's taxonomy places the organism in Eukaryota, Metazoa, Nematoda, Chromadorea, Rhabditida, Rhabditidae. The record is from the annotation of a GenBank genome assembly.